Cuscuta campestris is the source of this 614-nucleotide messenger RNA. Lineage: Eukaryota; Viridiplantae; Streptophyta; Magnoliopsida; Solanales; Convolvulaceae. The record is from the annotation of a GenBank genome assembly.
AAUGAAGGCUAUAAAUAGGGAAGAGAUCCAAUUGUCAUUAUUCAAUCAAAUACAAUACACUUGUUUUCGAUUCAGGAUGUCCGACAACAACAAUUCAAACAAGAGGGUGAGGAGGGGCCGACAAAGGAUCCCUCUCACAAAGAUUGAGAACGAUGUUCACCGACAAGUCACUUUCUCGAAGCGCCGGUCCGGCGUCGAUAUCGCCAUGGUCAUAUUCUCGCCCGCAAACAAAGCUUACACUUUCGGCAACCCCAGUUUGAACGCCGUUCUCAACAGGUACUUUGGCAAAAACUCGAAUGCCAGAGCCAACGUCACUGAUGACAUUAUCCGCGCUCGCCACGAGGCCAUCGUGGGCUCCAUGACGCCCGAGAUCAGCGAAAUGGAGUCGAUGAUUCGCGAUUUAACGAACGAAAAUCGUGCGUUGUGCAAGGCCGAGAAAAACCGGCCUUCUGUUUCUGAUCUCCAAGAACUAGAGUUAGAACGUGUGAAGAACAGCUUGGAAAUGCUUCGAAACCAAGUGGUUGAAAAACUGAACCAACUCCAUUUCAAUCAAUACCCCGCCGGGCAUUCUGGUUUUUAGGGGCCAUAGCAUGGGAUAAAUUAAACCAUGUUGG